Molecule: messenger RNA, 4479 nt
Organism: Leucoraja erinaceus (little skate)
Lineage: Eukaryota; Metazoa; Chordata; Chondrichthyes; Rajiformes; Rajidae
Gene: slc12a8
Product: solute carrier family 12 member 8
Exons: 14
Coding region: 209-2461 (750 amino acids)
Biological process (GO): chloride transmembrane transport; chloride ion homeostasis; potassium ion homeostasis
Cellular component (GO): membrane
Molecular function (GO): potassium:chloride symporter activity
Source: RefSeq, a predicted model, not a curated record
ACAGGUAUAUUUGACAUGUUGGCACUGAGACAGUCGGUCCCUCCUGCAGUCAGACAGAGCCCGCUAAACGUGGGCACCGCCGCAGCUACCGCCACAAACUACAGCGACCAAGACAAGAGAAUGAAGUGGUCUCUUAUGAAGACGAGAGGAGACAACCGGAUCAGGCUGGGGUGUUGACGUUCCUCUCUACACCUCUCUCUUUCUGCACAUGGAAGAGCUCUGGGACCGAAGGGGAUCGGACAAGGCGACGCUACUGAUGGGGAGCGCCCAGGAAUCUCCGCCCACCCGCCACGUACAAGAACUAUUCCACGAAGCUGCCCAGGUUUCCCAGUCCCAUGUGAAGCCCUGGUGGAAAGUGAAGAUAUUUGUCUGGGAGCCAGUGUUAUUUGGCACCUGGGACGGAGUCUUCACCACCUGUAUGAUCAACAUCUUUGGAGUGGUUCUGUUUCUGCGUACUGGAUGGCUCGUGGGUAAUACUGGCGUUCUGCUGGGAAUGUUCCUGGUCACCCUGGUGAUCGUGGUGGCUUUGGUGACCGUUCUGUCUGGAAUUGGCGUGUUGGAGAGGUGUAGUCUUGGCAACGGUGGAAUAUACUCGAUGCUCUCCACCGUACUGGGAGGUCGAGUUGGAGGGACGUUCGGAUUUCUCUACGUCCUUGGACAGUGUGUUGCAGGUGCCAUGUACAUCACUGGCUUUGCUGAAUCCAUUGCUGAUCUACUGAACCUGAGUAACAUCUGGGCAGUUCGAGGGAUUUCCAUUGCUGUGCUACUGGGAUUACUUGGAAUUAACCUUGCCGGAGUCAAGUGGAUCAUUCGGUUUCAGUUGCUAUUGUUGGCCUUGCUGGCCAUCUCUACCAUGGAUUUUGUGAUUGGGACGUACACGCAUCUGGACCCCGAGUUUGGGUUUGUGGGCUACACUGAAGAAUUGCUCAAGAACAAUACUUUCCCAAACUACAGCCCAGAGGAAACUUUCUUUACAGUUUUUGGAGUUUUCUUUCCCACUGCUACUGGUGUGAUGGCAGGAUUCAACAUGAGUGGAGACCUCCAGAGACCAGCAUCCAACAUCCCCUUUGGGUCCCUGGCAGCCGUGGGGAUCUCAUGGUUCCUCUAUUUAGUGUUUGUGUUUUUGCUGGGAGCGGUCUGUACAAGGGAGGCUCUCAGAUAUGACUUCAUGAUCGCGGAGAAGGUGGCCCUGGUGGGAUUCCUCUGGUUACUGGGCCUGUACAUUUCCUCUUUAGCUUCUUGCAUGGGAGGUCUGUACGGGGCGCCCAGAAUCCUGCAGUGCAUUGCGCAAGAGAGGGUGAUUCCUGUCCUCGGCUUCCUGGCCAAGGUGAAGGGAGCAAACAAAACUCCAGUGGCGGCGAUAUGUCUGGUCGGACUUGUCACCAUGGCAUUCAUCUUUAUUGGACAAAUGAAUGUUCUUGCCCCAAUAGUCACCAUCAACUUCAUGUUGACUUACAGCGUUAUAGACUACUCCUACUUCUCUGUCUGUAUGAGCGGUGAUAUUCAGCAGAAUGAAAAAAACAGAAACCAAGCCAAUGCCAAAACUUGUAAAUCGGCUCAAACGUCGAACUCGGAUGGUCCACUCAAAUAUGGUGCUGAUGGGUCGGUGAGAGGCCAAACAAAUGGCUCCUUGCUCGAGUUCACCAAGGACAUGAACCAGAUCUUUCACGGCAGGGUAGAAGAGAUGAAAAUGAACGAGGGGACAGAACGGAGUGGGAAUCACCCGUCCGUGCGGUUGAAGAAUGUGAGGAAAGCCGCAAAACUUUCCCUGCAGGACAGCUUCAUGUUGGACUCGGACAAUUCAUUCGCAACACGUCGAGAGAGCAGCAGUCAGGGCUCUGGGCACGAGCAUGCAGGCGACCUGUCAGAACAAGACACAGGAGAUUCUCAGCCUCUCCAUCAUCCUCCCACAGCACAAACCAUGGACAACCAACACCAACUCGACAACGACAUAGUCGAGUCCACAGGAGGACAAAGCCUUUCUGACACGGAUGAUUCAACUGUAUCUUGUGGAUAUGGUUCCAUUGAAAGACAAAAGUCUCAGGAAGCAGAAAUUUACAAAAUGCCAAGGUCACUUUAUUCCAGAUUCUGCAAUCGUUGGCUCUCGUUCAUCGGUACAAUAGUAUCUGUUCUAAUCAUGUUUAUGAUUCAUUGGAUUUAUGCAUUAAUUAAUAUUGCUCUGGCAUUAUUAAUCUACCUUUACAUUGGACAAAUGAGUCCCGGACUCCCUCUUGGAGUAGCUCAUAACUUCCACUUUUUCCGAUGGAUUCAGACAACCUUCCAGGAUUGGGGAAGGAAAGGCUCAACAAGUGAAAAGCAGAUUAUUGUGACCCCAUCGUUUACAGGAGUUGGCAUGGCAACCACUCAACUAACAGAGGAGAACGCUGACUUUGCCUCCCGAGACCGCUACCAUCACUUCUCCAUCAUUAGUCAAGAAGAUCUUCAUCGUCAUUUGAACUAAGUCUUUUUGUACUUAUUGGGUUCUUUUUCUGGUCAGGAUGUUUGCACAAAUGAAAAAUAUGGAUGUACUUUUUAAAACAGAGUUAAAAGAAUUGUAAUAUAUACAGACUUAUUACAUAAGUAAGCAGCUAUUGUGUAUAUUUACAUCUUUGAUACAUGUGACCUUUUUGAUUGAUCAUCUCUAAUGAUCUGUGAUUUAAUUAAGAUUUUUGCCAAAAUAUUUGCAAUGACUUGAAUGUAUAGAUACAUACAGAUAUUUUUUUAUACAAUUUCUGCCUCAGUUGUCAAGUGGAGGGUGAGGUACUGCUAAAAUGGAGGCUUUAAUAUAAUAUAAAUGUGGGAUGUUUCACCAGGAUUGCUGGGCAGUCCUGAUUAUUUGUGUUAAAAUUUGAUCCCUGUUUCGGUUUCGGAGUGAGUGGAAGAUCCAAAUUCUUGAAUACAAGAAGAUUUUGGUGUGGAUAUCUAUCCAAAGCAGAUUUGGUGCUGGGAACCCUUUUAUAUUGAGAAGAAACAUAUUUACCCUUAUUUGCUUCUUGUCCAUCUCUCCUUUUUCCCUGCCCUAGGGAAAUGUUCUUCUCUGGAGUGUGAAAAAUUCUGGUGUCACGAAUGGAAACGGCAUUUUUAAACGGUUUCAGUGAACUUGCAACCAGAGACUGGACAUCACUGGUUCCCUGCGGUGGUAAUCUGUGCUGCGCAACUCUUCGGCAGUUCUCUUGUACCAUUAAAUGUUGAAAAAAUAUUGUUACUGGGUGGGAUCGCAAAUGGUUGAAAGGCGGUGGUAUCAUAACACAAGACUAAUGCUUUCAACUUGCAAAAGAAUUUAAUAAAUGUAAAUAUAAAACAUUUAUAUAAUUUUAAAAGUAUUCGCAUUUGCAAGUGGGAUACAUUUCCAAAAUGUAACCAUAAAGAUGCAUGUUAUGGUUUAAUAAUGAAUAGAAAGUCCACGUGGAAUGAAUGGAGUUUUACAUCAAGUGUCGCAUCGUUAUAAAUAUGUUAAAAUUGGGUGGAGAAUAAAUAAAAUAGCACAAUGUUAUCAAAAAAGCAUUUUUUAAUGAUGUCUGUUAUAUCCAAGCUGGGAAAUAAUGGUUACUUACACACAGGUUAAUGGUUCGUUGCUUAUUUUUCUGACAAACAUUAAAUAAAACUUCCUCUUUCUAUUUCCCUUAUUCGCCUCCUCAUUAACCUGUUUCUUGUUCUCUCACCAUUCAGAAUGGGUCUCGAAAAUGUUCUUCUAGCCGUUAGCCAAAAUCGUCCCAUUAGUGUAGCUGAGGGCAGAGGUUGGUGGUAUCUUCUUCUUCUUGCGAAUGAAACAUAAAGCGAAGGAAUAGUUAGAUCUCAAGCCGGGUGUUGAGCAGCCAGGUUGUUGUCUCUGCGUCAAUGUCUGCCAGGCCCUGAGCUCCAUUUGGUGGGUGGUGGAGCGGCCACCCAGAGAUGCCAUGGUUGGCUGUCUGUUGUUCUGCUCCGUAUUCACAGGCUGGGCCCCAGUCAGGUAAAAUGUGAACUUGUCACAGAGGGAUGUUCUGAGCAUUGAUUUUUGCCCCUUAGAUAUCUGGCCACAAUUUAAUUCUUUGUAGGUCCUGCAAACAGACACUGGAAAGUGAGAUGAGCCAUACAGUGUGGAAACGGGGCCUUCUGCCCAACUUUCCCACACCGGCCAACAUGUCCCAGCUACACUAGUCCCACCUGUCUGCGUUUGGUCCAUAUCCCUCCAAACCUGUCCUUCCAUGUACCUGUCUAACUGUUUAUUUCGUAAAGGUUGGGAUAUUCCCAGCCUCAACUACCUCCUCUGGCAGCUCGUUCCAUACACCCACCACCCUUUGUGUGAAAACGGUACCCCUCAGAUUCCUAUUAAAUCCUUUCCCCUUCACCUUAAACCUGGGUGUCAUGGUACACCAGUCAUUGAAAGUAGGCAUGCAGGUGCAGCAGGCAGUGAAGAAAGCGAAUGGUAUGUUAGCUUUAAUAGCAAAAGGAUUUGAGUAUAGGGGCAGGGAGGUUCUACUGCAGUUGUACAGGGUCUUG